Molecule: messenger RNA, 1008 nt
Organism: Penicillium brevicompactum
Lineage: Eukaryota; Fungi; Ascomycota; Eurotiomycetes; Eurotiales; Aspergillaceae
Exons: 1
Coding region: 1-1008 (335 amino acids)
Biological process (GO): carbohydrate metabolic process
Molecular function (GO): ADP-glyceromanno-heptose 6-epimerase activity; NADP binding
Source: RefSeq, a predicted model, not a curated record
AUGAUUGUCAUCACGGGUGGUGCUGGCUUCAUAGGCUCUAACCUCAUCAAAGAACUGAACGGUCGCGGGCUUACAAAGAUCGUUGUCGUGGAUGACCUGAAGGAUGAUGGCAAAUUCCGCAACCUGGCCGACUGCAAGAUCGCCGACUUUAUUGACACCACACGCUUUCGAGAGAUGAUCCAGACUAAUUCGAUGUCUAUUCGCCCUCGAAUCAUUUUCCACUACGGCACUCGCGACGCUGUCCCUUCCGAAAUCACUGGCGAGAAUAAUCUUCUCGAUACCCACUUCACAUACCCGAAGGAGCUCCUCAACUGGUGCAAGUCCCACCAAGCUCGCUUCAUCUACGCCUCCUCGGAUAAAGUUUACGGCAAUCAUUCGGAUGUCGGGGAGGAUGCGGGGAUGGAGGCUCCCAUGAAAACAUCAGCGUAUUUCCAGAUGCUUUUCGACCAGUACGUGGUACACAACACCGAAGUUCGAUCUCCGCAGAUUGUUGGUCUUCGCCUGUUUAGCGUGUAUGGACCCAAUGAAGACUACAAGGGAGAACGCGCCAGUGUUCCAUUCCAAUUCUACCAGAAGCGCAAGGAGUUCAAGGUCAUCAAGCUCCUCGGAGACAACGAUGGAUACAAAGGCGGACAGCAGAAGCGCGAUUUCGUUCAUGUCGAGGAUGUUGCACGUCUCAAUUGCUGGUUCCUCGAUCACCCGGAGAUCAGCGGUAUUUACAAUGUCGGCACCGGAGUUGCCACCUCAUUUCACGACCUCGCAACCCUUGUUGCUCGCUAUUUCGGCAAACCAGAGGGAUAUAUCGGCUCGGAGGAGUUCCCUGCUCACUUGAAAGGCAGGUUCCAGAAUGAGACAUGUGCCAAUACAGCCAAGCUUCGCCGCGCCGGCUCCACCCUUCGUUUCCGAAGCAGCGAGGAGGGCAUUAGGGAGUAUAUGGAGUGGCUUGAUAGUCGUGAAGUCUCGCGAAACGACUCACCCAAGCUCCGCAGCAACCCAUCGGAGAAGUAA